GAAGUGUGUUAGGGUUGGAAUACCGUGCGAUACCUCCGUCCACAUGAUUAAUAGAUGAUUUUUCCCCGUGGCCUUUUGGGGGGAUGCAUCUCGGCUGGAUCGAUCUGCGGAUGCGUGCUGUAGUUUUGAAAUAGUAUCUUCGCCGUCGCCGAAAUUUUUGCGGAAGUAAAAUUGUGUACGUAUCGUUUUUGCGUUGGUCGUCUAGGGCGCGGUUUGCAAGGCGCAGGAACUGUGCUGUCCUACAAAGCAGGACGAAUAACCCCCGUUUCCUCCAGAUCCCCACCAGGAUCAGGAUGUUCAUCUCGCGUGUGUGAUGCUCCGUCGCGUUAUGACCAGUCACAGUGCACCAUGGAAUACUGAUCCCUACAUCGUGUCCCCAUGUUCUCCAAGUGUUGCUGGUGCAGGAGCAAGUCGAACAACGAAUCAAUGCCGACAGAUGCGGGGAAAAAGUGCGAUACGCCGAACGCGAGCAAAAACAACGAGCUCCCGAUCCUCGACAAUGUGAUCCGGAACGCCAAAAGCAAGAGCACCUCCGACGGUUCGGACGUUAAGAUCGAGGUCUCCGACAACGACGACGAGGUGUUCUGCGAGGGCGUCGGGCCCGCGGUCAAGCUGGCCGACAAUUUGGGGACGUGUAGAGGACACACGCCGCUCCCGACGUGGUUCAGGGAGUCCUCGGACGUCGAAACGGCAGACUCUGAGGCGCCGGCGACACCUCCUGCUACGCCGGUCGGCAAAGACGAGUUGGCUCUGAGGAGACACAGGCUAUUUUCUGAAAUCAUAGACCUGACGCAACACGCCGCCGAACAUAAGGUCAAAUUUGAUCCCUUCGGGCCCGUAAUUGCUGGAGGUCCAGAUGACAGCUGCCUGCGUAGUGACUUGGAAGAGCUAAUUACAAGACUAGAGUCAGUUACUUCUCGUUUAGAAAAAGUUUGCCUUCCAAUCGAACACUUGCUUAACUUUAGGAAAACUAGUACACCAGAAGAAAUAAACAUGAGUGUCCAAGGCUUCACAGACAUCAUUCAGGGACCACUAGCACAAUACCUCCAAAUAUCACAACAAAUCGGUGGCGACGUAGGCCAACAUAGUCAACUAGUCCACAACGCCUUUCAAAUGCAGUUGCAAUACUUGACUAUAGCUAGUCAGUCCAAACAACCGAGUCAGCCGGAAAUCAUCAACCUUCUAAAACCGACGAGUGAUCAGAUUAGUGCAAUACAAGAUUUUCGCGAGAAAAAUCGUACGUCCAAAUUUUUCAACCAUCUGUCGGCCGUCAGCGAAAGCAUACCGGCGCUGGGAUGGGUCACCGUGAGUCCCGCACCCGCCCCCUACGUCAAAGAAAUGAACGACGCCGGUCAGUUCUACACGAACCGCGUCCUCAAGGACUGGAAGGAGAAAGAUAAGAAACACGUCGACUGGGUGAAAGCGUGGCUCCAAUCGCUGAGUCAACUUCAAGCCUUCGUUAAACAACACCACACCACGGGGCUGAUUUGGGCCGGAAAGGGGACAGCCGCACCACCCCCGCCGCCACCCGGAUGCCCGCCGCCGCCGCCGGUCCUCGACUUCUCGGCCGCCCCGAGUGCAGGCGGCGACGCCGACAGGUCGGCCUUAUUUGCUCAAAUUAACCAGGGGGAAAAUAUCACUAGAAAUUUGAAGAAAGUUACGUCUGAUAUGCAGAGCCACAAGAACACGGCCUUGCGGGAGGGUCCAGCGCCUUUUAAGGCGCCCGAGAGGGCCGGUGGGAUUGGGUCUGGACUGGAUAAACCGCCGAAUUUCGUGAGGGAAGGGAAGAAGUGGCUUAUCGAGUACCAAAAAGGGAAUCAUAAUUUGUUGGUGGAUAAUGCGGAGAUGAACAACGUGGUGUAUUUGUUCAAGUGCACGGAUUCUACUGUCGUGAUUAAGGGGAAGAUCAACUCCAUCACGUUAGAUUCGUGUAAGAAGACUUCGGUAGUUUUCGACAGUCUGGUGUCUUCUAUGGAGUUUAUAAAUUGCCAGUCGGUGCAGAUGCAAGUGCUUGGUAAAGUUCCAACAAUAUCAAUAGACAAGACGGACGGUUGCCAAAUGUACUUGAGUCCUGAAUCGUUAGAUGUGGUAAUUGUCAGCUCCAAGUCAUCAGAAAUGAACGUCCUUGUACCUAAAGGAAACGGCGAUUAUACGGAAUAUCCAGUUCCUGAGCAAUACAGAACCACGGUAGUUCCAGGACAGGGCCUCAAUACCACCAUAGUGGAGAAUAAAGGCUAAACCCGUUUAUAUCUGACUUAGAUUAUAAUUAAUUUUUCACAUUUAAGCAAUUUUAUACAUAAAUUUGUAAAUUCGUACUUCCCUUAUCUACCGCUAUAUGAUAAGCAAUAUUUAAUUAUCGGUUGUGGAUUUAUAUCAGCGCGGUUUUAUAGAGAUGACGUGAUUCAAUCAUGGGUUUACCUCAUCAAUAAUUUAGUUAAUUUAAAUUAUGUCUAUGCCUUCAUUAAAUAACAGCUUUCUAGUUCAAA
Zophobas morio is the source of this 2486-nucleotide messenger RNA. It is a transcript of the gene capt, whose product is annotated as capulet. Lineage: Eukaryota; Metazoa; Arthropoda; Insecta; Coleoptera; Tenebrionidae. The record is from RefSeq and is a predicted model, not a curated record. The transcript has 7 exons. Gene Ontology annotation, molecular function: adenylate cyclase binding; actin binding. Gene Ontology annotation, cellular component: cytoplasm. The coding region runs from base 379 to 2238 and encodes 619 amino acids. Gene Ontology annotation, biological process: cytoskeleton organization; cell morphogenesis; actin filament organization.